AUGGUCGGAAGUCUCAUGAACGGGGCACCACCGGGCUCCGUUGGAACCUGCACCAAAUCAGGCUGGACAGAUCGAGAAGUGUUCCUCCAGUGGUUCCAGCACUUCUUGAAGUCAGUGAAACCACGGGUUGAGGAAAAGCACAUCCUCAUUUUGGACGGCCACCAUAGCCACAAAUCUAUCGAGGUGAUCGACCUGGCGCGAGAGCACGGCGUGACGAUCAUAACGCUCCCACCACAUUCAUCGCACAGGAUGCAGCCAUUGGAUAUGGGGGUGUUCAAAGCUAUUAAGAGCAGCUAUAACAGCGCCGCCGACAGCUGGAUGAGGGCCCAUCCCGGCAGACGCGUGACGGAGUACGAGGUCGCACAGAUCUUUGGCACCGCCUACACCAGGGCAGCGACGAUGGAGCGAGCUAUCAAUGGCUUCAGAGCGUCUGGUAUCUGGCCGUGCGAAAUGCUCUUCACAGAAGAGGAUUUCGCACCAGCGGGUCUCACAGAGGAAGAGCCAGAUGAAAAUCCAAUGGUGGAUGGCUUCAGGCCCCGCGAGGAGCGCACGACAGUGCCGCCCGAGCGCGAUGGAGGAGCCGGUCCCAGCGGCGUGGCGGUGCCGUCCGCUGACGGUAGAGGAGCCGGUCCCAGCGGCGUGGCAGCGCCGCGCACUGACGGUAGAGGAGCCGGUCCCAGCGGCGUGGCAGCGCCGCGCACUGAUGGUGGAGGAGCCGGUCCCAGCGGCGUGGCGGCGCCGCCUCCUGAUGGUGGAGGAGCCGGGCCCAGCGGCGUGGCGGCGCCGCCCCCUGAUGGUGGAGGAGCCGGGCCCAGCGGCGUGGCGGCGCCGCCCCCUGAUGGUGGAGGAGCCGGGCCCAGCGGCGUGGCGGCGCCGUCCACUGAUGGUGGAGGAGCCGGACCCAGCGGCGUGGCGGCGCCGUCCACUGAUGGUGGAGGAGCCGGACCCAGCGGCGUGGCGGCGCCGCGCACUGAUGGUGGAGGAGCUGGUCCCAGCGGCGUGGCGGCGCCGCCUCCUGAUGGUGGAGGAGCCGGGCCCAGCGGCGUGGCGGCGCCGCCCCCUGAUGGUGGAGGAGCUGGUCCCAGCGGCGUGGCGGCGCCGCCCCCUGAUGGUGGAGGAGCUGGUCCCAGCGGCGUGGCGGCGCCGCGCACUGAUGGUGGAGGAGCUGGUCCCAGCGGCGUGGCGGCGCCGCCCGCUGAUGGUGGAGGAGCUGGUCCCAGCGGCGUGGCGGCGCCGCCUCCUGAUGGUGGAAGAGCCGGGCCCAGCGGCGUGGCGGCGCCGCCCCCUGAUGGUGGAGGAGCUGGUCCCAGCGGCGUGGCGGCGCCGCCCCCUGAUGGUGGAGGAGCUGGUCCCAGCGGCGUGGCGGCGCCGCCCCCUGAUGGUGGAGGAGCUGGUCCCAGCGGCGUGGCGGCGCCGUCCACUGAUGGCAUUAACCUGGCCUGGUAG
Amphibalanus amphitrite is the source of this 1446-nucleotide messenger RNA. RefSeq names its product collagen alpha-1(I) chain-like. The record is from RefSeq and is a predicted model, not a curated record. The transcript is spliced from 2 exons. Lineage: Eukaryota; Metazoa; Arthropoda; Thecostraca; Balanomorpha; Balanidae. Gene Ontology annotation, cellular component: nucleus. Bases 1 to 1446 code for a protein of 481 amino acids. Gene Ontology annotation, molecular function: DNA binding.